Messenger RNA from Erpetoichthys calabaricus (reedfish), 1857 nucleotides. It is a transcript of the gene dnajc7, whose product is annotated as DnaJ (Hsp40) homolog, subfamily C, member 7. The record is from RefSeq and is a predicted model, not a curated record. The transcript is spliced from 14 exons. NCBI's taxonomy places the organism in Eukaryota, Metazoa, Chordata, Cladistia, Polypteriformes, Polypteridae. The coding region runs from base 67 to 1545 and encodes 492 amino acids. Gene Ontology annotation, molecular function: protein binding.
AUCUCUAUCUAUGGUUCCCGGAAGUCUCGCCCUCCACCGCUGGCGCCUGCCCCUCUCGCCGGUAAAAUGGCGGCUGUCGGUUGUGAUGUACCGAUGCCUCAAGAACCAGACCGAAUGACUGGAGAGGACAUGGAAAGAGAAGCAGAAGAUUUCAAAGAGCAAGGAAAUGCCUUCUACGUGAGGAAAGAUUAUUCAGAAGCAUUUAACUUCUAUUCAAAAGCUAUAGAUUCAUGUCCCAGGAAUGCCAGUUAUUAUGGAAACCGGGCUGCCACCCUAAUGAUGCUGGGUCGCUUCCGCGAUGCACUUGAAGAUGCACAGCAGGCUGUCAGGCUGGAUGACACAUUUGUGAAGGGUCAUCUUCGGGAAGGCAAGUGCCAUUUGUCACUGGGUAAUGCCAUGGCAGCAACCCGCUGUUUCCAGAAAGUCCUUGAAAUGGAGCCCGAUAAUGUACAGGCACAGCAGGAGCUGAGGAAUUCCAGAUCUGUGUGCGACUUUGAGAAGAUGGCAGAGAGCGACUUUGACAAGCGGGAUUUCAGAAAGGUGGUGUUCUGCAUGGACCGGAUUCUGGAGUUUGCCCCGUCAUGUCACCGCUUUAAAAUCCUGAAGGCAGAGUGCUUAGCAUUGCUUGGCCGCUACCCAGAGGCACAGUCUGUAGCCAGUGAUAUCUUGCGUAUGGACUCCACAAACGCCGAUGCCCUCUAUGUGCGUGGACUGUGCCUCUACUAUGAAGACUGCAUCGACAAAGCCGUGCAGUUUUUUGUCCAGGCGCUGAGAAUGGCACCCGAUCAUGAGAAAGCUAGACUGGCCUGCCGAAAUGCAAAAGCAUUAAAAGCUAAGAAGGAGGAAGGAAACCAGGCAUUCAAAGAAGGAAACUAUGAGGCAGCAUACACUCUGUACACUGAAGCCCUCACAAUAGACCCCAACAACAUUAAAACGAACGCCAAGCUGUACUGCAACAGGGGCACGGUAGGGGCUAAGCUAAAAAAAUUAGACCAGGCAAUAGAAGACUGCUCCAGUGCCAUCAAGCUGGAUGACACCUACAUCAAAGCGUAUUUAAGGCGAGCGCAGUGCUAUAUGGACACAGAACAGUAUGAAGAGGCAGUCCGAGACUACGAGAAGGUGUACCAAACCGAGAAAACGAAAGAACACAAACACUUCCUUAAAACUGCACAACUUGAACUGAAGAAGAGCAAAAGAAAAGAUUAUUACAAAGUCCUGGGCAUUGACAAAAACGCCACAGAUGACGAGAUCAAGAAGGCGUACAGGAAACGAGCUCUUAUGCAUCAUCCAGACCGUCAUAGUGGUGCGAGUCCAGAGGUGCAGAAAGAAGAGGAGAAGAAGUUUAAAGAGGUGGGGGAAGCUUUCACCAUCCUCUCCGACCCCAAGAAAAAAGCGAGAUACGACAGCGGACAGGAUCUGGAUGACGAGGGCAUGAAUAUGGGUGAUUUUGAUGCCAAUAAUAUCUUCAAAGCUUUCUUUGGCGGUCCAGGGGGGUUCAGUUUUGAAGCAUCGGGUCCUGGAAAUUUUUUCUUUCAGUUUGGCUAAGACAAUAAAAAGGGAAAGAUAUUUAAAAAAAAAAAAAACAACAACAAAACACUCGGCAUCAAUUCUAAAGAACUUUCCAUUUUGUUUCUGGACCCUUCCGUCAUGGAGCUAUUGUAAUCGGACUCAUCUUCCUGCAAGUUUUAAUGUACUUCAUGACAUCUCUGUCUUCAGUCGGAUCCCGCUGUAGUUUGUGCUUACGUUGGAAGAGAGAAGGGAGGUCAACCUUAAAGCGACAGGGCAUCCGUAGCCUCCUUUUUAUUAGGAAUGAAUUUAACAGCAAAUAAAAUGGUUCUUAACAUGUGGCAAUAUAAA